GGUGGACAUGCUUGUCCAUCACAGCAACUAUGGUCACGGAUUAGCUGAGAAGCAGCAGUAGGUGGGGAAGCUGGCCUAAUACUUCCGUGCAUGCUCAGUGUGGGCGCAGUGACGCAGUCGCGAAGGCAAGCAUGGCGGCUCGGUGCGUGUGGCUCGCGCGGCGCAGUCUCCCGGCGUUGGCGCUGUCUGUCAGGCCUUCUCCUCGCUUGUUGUGCACACUUACAAAACAGACGAACAGUGGCCAGAACCUGGAAGAGGACUUGGGUCAUUGUGAGCCAAAGACAGAGCAACAACCAUCUGCAGACAAGACCCUCCUGGAAGAGAAGGUAAAGCUAGAGGAGCAGCUGAGGGAGACCAUGGAAAAAUACAAACGGGCUUUGGCAGAUACUGAGAAUUUUCGGCAGAGAAGCCAGAAGCUGGUAGAGGAUGCCAAGCUGUUUGGCAUCCAGGGCUUCUGCAAGGACUUGCUAGAGGUUGCAGAUAUCCUGGAAAAGGCAACCCAGAGUGUUCCAAAGGAGGAGAUCACCAACGAUAAUCCCCACUUGAAGAACCUAUAUGAAGGGCUAGUCUUGACUGGAAACAAGAUUCAGAAGGUGUUCACAAAACAUGGCCUGCUCAGGCUUGACCCCACCGGGGUCAAGUUCGACCCUUAUGAACACGAGGCUGUGUUCCACACCCCUGUGGAGGAGGGGAAAGAGCCAGGCACUGUGGCAGUAGUUGAUAAGGUGGGUUAUAAGCUGCAUGGGCGCAUCCUCAGACCAGCUAAGGUGGGGGUAGUGAAGGAAGCUUAGCUGCCUUCCUCGGGGUUCUGGACUUUGUAAGUCACUUGCUAGAACUUGAAAGGCAGAGGCAGGGGCAGGCUUGUAGUUUCUCAUCUGUGAACACAUCUGUCCCUUGCCCAGCCUUGUUGGAAAUUUUAAGCUAAGCAGAACACGAAGCUGCUUGCAUACUGUCAGGGACUCUGGGAGCCUGAUCACUGAGUUUAGCCCCACCUACUUCAGAAGAGGGCCUCAGGAGUAGUAACACUGUAUCUGUUUCACCUGGUGAUAAGUACUUUACACAAAUAAAAGGUCUUUGGCUACA
Messenger RNA from Myodes glareolus (Bank vole), 1083 nucleotides. It is a transcript of the gene Grpel1, whose product is annotated as GrpE like 1, mitochondrial. NCBI's taxonomy places the organism in Eukaryota, Metazoa, Chordata, Mammalia, Rodentia, Cricetidae. Gene Ontology annotation, molecular function: protein-folding chaperone binding; adenyl-nucleotide exchange factor activity; protein homodimerization activity. Gene Ontology annotation, biological process: protein folding; protein import into mitochondrial matrix. The record is from RefSeq and is a predicted model, not a curated record. Gene Ontology annotation, cellular component: PAM complex, Tim23 associated import motor.